AUGAUUUCAGCACAAGAGAACGAAGGAACUUCAUUGCGGACAGAGUUCUCACGCGGGAAGGCUGCUUAUAAGGAAGUAGAAGACUCGCCUCUGGCCAGCAUAGAUCCCAAAUACCAAACCAUAGUAUCAGACUGCCUCCUAAACUUUACCAAGUGUGCCUUCCUCGUCCGCCAACUGUCCCUCUUCAGCGACAACGAGAUCUUGGACGACAUUGUUACUACUGACCUGAGGUAUAUACUAGUAGACUACUUCCUCGGCGAAACAACCCUCAAACAAGUAUCGCCCAAACUCGAGCGAAUGCAAGUCAUCAAUGUCGCUGAAAUGUAUCUGUCGCGCUACCUGACUAUAUGCGAUGACUAUGCCAUACUCGAUUCCGAUGAUGCAAAGAGAUGGCAUGCCAUGACGAGAAAGAAUGAGGAUGGGGAUCUAGUGGAUAGCAAUACGACAGAACGACCACCCACUCGUGACGAAAAGAUUGCGAGGUACAAGAGGGAAAAAGAGACAAAGAAGCGAUUAGAGGACUUGCUAAGCAGACGCAAAGACCAGGAAAUCGAUGAAGACAUUGAACGAGACAUCAUUUUAACUAGUGGCAGACUAUACGCUCAAACCGCACUCGAAUCCAUACGACUCAUUCGUGAUGAACGUGUCAUACUCUUGGAAAUGGAACAGAUAAAGAGAGACAAGAGUCAUGAAUUGUCUAGUCAGCUUGAGAACAAUAGUGACACUAGAGUGGCGCUAAAGGAUAGGACUGGUCCGUUGAUGAAUCCACAAGGAAGGAUCAUGCGUCCAUUCGUGAUUACCAGCAAGAGAGAAGAAGUACGACGUGGUGUAUUCAGACCAGGCUGGAAUCUACCAACAAUGACCAUUGAAGAAUACUUGGAUUUGGAAAUGGAACGUGGGAACAUGUUAUCUGGUGGAACAGGAGAGGAAACAAACACAAAGGUCGUCGAAGAUUCCGACUAUGAUGCUCAAGAUCAGGCAACGCUCAAAGCUAGAGAGUGGGAUGAUUUCACUGAUGAUAAUCCUAAAGGGUGGGGUAAUCGUGGUGCAAACCGUGGAUGA
This is a messenger RNA of Synchytrium microbalum, 1062 nucleotides long. RefSeq lists its product as uncharacterized. Gene Ontology annotation, biological process: regulation of dephosphorylation; regulation of signal transduction. Lineage: Eukaryota; Fungi; Chytridiomycota; Chytridiomycetes; Synchytriales; Synchytriaceae. The coding region runs from base 1 to 1062 and encodes 353 amino acids. The transcript has 6 exons. Gene Ontology annotation, cellular component: cytosol. The record is from RefSeq and is a predicted model, not a curated record. Gene Ontology annotation, molecular function: protein phosphatase 2A binding.